Molecule: messenger RNA, 1524 nt
Organism: Hyaloscypha bicolor E
Lineage: Eukaryota; Fungi; Ascomycota; Leotiomycetes; Helotiales; Hyaloscyphaceae
Product: GMC oxidoreductase
Exons: 5
Coding region: 1-1515 (504 amino acids)
Molecular function (GO): flavin adenine dinucleotide binding; oxidoreductase activity, acting on CH-OH group of donors
Source: RefSeq, a predicted model, not a curated record
AUGGGUCUCCGUAGCUUGGCAGUCCUGUCUCUUCUAUUUUCCUUCAAACUCGUCACUGUCAACGCCGAUGUCAACACCUACGAUUAUAUUGUCGUGGGCUCUGGUCCAGGUGGCGGCCCUCUGGUAUCCUACCUCGCGAGAUCUGGUGCUACAGUCCUCCUCGAAGCUGGCGAUGAUCAAAGCAAGAACCUGAACCUCACUGUGGGAGGCCUCUUCAAACAAGCUGGCAAUGAUAAGAAUAUGAGAUGGGACUUCUUCAUUAAUUACGGCACGGAUCCCAAACUGGACGCUUAUCACCCGAGAGCGAGAACAUUAGGAGGAUGCUCGACGCACAAUGCUAUGCACUUCAUGGAUCUCGACAACGACCAUGUAGUCCCUCCGGGAACCAAGGGCCAUGGCUUCGGCAGAUUCCUCGAUAUCUCCGUCAAUAGCCCCGAAUACCCGAGAAAUCAAAGCGACGCAGAAACAAUCUUGGCAACAACAGCAAAGAAUUUGGGGCAACCACAGACAAACGUCUUCGCGAUGGUAGCAAGGAACUUGAAUAACAACGAUGCAGACCGCGACCAACAAUUGGGACAGAGCAUGUACAAGGCUGAUCCAGGAUACAAUGCUAGUAACCCAGGAAUUAAGAAACAAGCUUUCGCACGCAAGGAAGUCAUCAUUUCCGGUGGAGCUUUCAACACUCCACAACUGCUGAAACUCAGUGGCGUCGGUCCAAAAUCCGAGCUCACAAAACUCAACAUCUCAGUUGUGGUUGAUCUUCCAGGCGUGGGAACCAACCUCCAAGACAACUUGGAAGUUGGAACCAGUGCUACGGCCAACAAGCCAGCCCUCGCGAACCUCGGACCGAUUUACACCUGGGAUGCACCAAGAGAUCCAUGCUUGGAUGCGUGGUAUCAAGGGAAGGGGAUGCACGCCCAAAGUCCUCUGAAUGCCAUCGUAGUCAAGACCAGCAACGCGACAGAGAGAGAUCUCUUCAUCUUCAGGAUCACCUCCGCGUCCUUCCGCGGCUACUGGCCAGCUCUGACAGUGAACCCCAUUGCACCAGAUCCACGCAGGACAUGGGAUUUCUCCAUGGUGAAGAUCCACCCCCAAAGUUGGAUGGGCACGGUCACGCUGAACUCUGCUGACCCGAGAGAUACCCCGGAGAUCAACUUCCGGUUCUUUGAAGGCCCAGGCUCGGACGCUGAUAUUGCAGCGAUGGCUAAAGGCAUGCAGCCAGGAAGAAGCAUCUUCGAAUCCAUUCCGGCGCCGCUUGACAAAAGGUGUGAUUUGAAGGAGAAGGUGUUGCCUCAGUCUCGGUCUUAUCAUGCGAGUAGCAGUUCUGCUACUGGCGCCGAUAGUGACCUAAUGACUGUGUUGGACGCGAGCUUCAGGGUGAGGGGCACAACAGGUCUCCGAGUCGUGGAUGCUAGUGCAUUCCCGAGGGUUCCUGGAGGCUUUCCCGUCAUUUCAACCUUCAUGAUAAGCAUGAAGGCGUCAGAGGAUAUCUUGCGCGAUGCAAAGGCUACGUAAGCGGAUAAA